This is a messenger RNA of Glarea lozoyensis ATCC 20868, 1626 nucleotides long. RefSeq lists its product as uncharacterized. The record is from RefSeq and is a predicted model, not a curated record. NCBI's taxonomy places the organism in Eukaryota, Fungi, Ascomycota, Leotiomycetes, Helotiales, Helotiaceae. Bases 1 to 1626 code for a protein of 541 amino acids. The transcript is spliced from 4 exons.
AUGCCCCUCAGCCAUACUGGGUUUACGGACAGCAUCAACAUGUUGAAUCUCGGCGAGUCAAUAGACCAUAGAGUUAUGGAGCCCACAACUGUUUCAGGCUCAUACAUCGAGCGCUUUCCCAUCGAGAUAAGGCAUCGAAUCUAUGACUUUAUACUCGCACUUAACAACAAAAGUGAGGUUAAGGAAAUGAUGGAUGAAUUUAUGGCCGCCAAAAACAAUGAGGACGCGCUCAUGGAAUAUGAGGACGAUCAGAUGGAAAAUGAGGACGAUCAGAUGGAUAGUGAGGACGAUCAGAUGGACAAUGAUGAUAGUAGCGCGAAAUCAUCAGAAGAAGAUGAGAGUGAUGGGGAAUCGGCCACAGAGGCCGAGAUUGAGGAAGCCAUCAACAUUUGGCGCAUUCGCACACAACGGAAGAAGCCCGGUGUGUUCAGAUUUACGCUGAAGAACAGCAGAGGAGACCUCAUGGACGGCGUCCAUUUGACAUAUGAAAGGGUCGCUAUCUCAUCCGAAACAAAUUUCUUCUCUCAACCUAUCAUGCUAGUGAGCAAGAAGAUAUCAAUAGAAAUUCUCACUUUAGUCGCACCGACUAGAAUGUUCUACGCGGUAGAUCCACGGGAGCUCGACCUUUUUGCUCAAAAGCUAAACGAUUACUACAAUGUCUUGGGCCCAACAGCACUCCAACUACAAACGCCGUUUCUUCCGCUAAGCUUUGAAGUAAACAUGGACCCAGGGCACAGAUUAUUAGACAACGAGUGGUCUACAUGUGUAGGGGCACACGGAUAUGGUCUAUUGUGGCACUUUGAACAGUGGUUCGUCGCCUUAGAGAAGUUGCGGUUGAAUGAACGGAUUCUGUUAACGUUCACCAAGAUAUGGAGGGACUUUCGUACAUUGCGGAGAUUAUCAAUCAAAUAUGAGCUAUCGACAAACAAGGCAGUCCUGUGUAGAUUUGACCCUCAAGAUACCCCAUAUGCCGAUUGGGAAUUCUGCUGUCGUCAAACGGAGGCCGCUGUUGCAAACACUACGCAUCCUAGCUCAUUCAAUCUAUCUCAAAAAGAAGUGUCGAGGCUGGAAGAACACGGCUGUCGCGGGUUCUUUAGGAGGCUAGGAAAACCAUAUCAUUGGGAGUUGUACGAUCGUUACGAUCACAUUACUUCCGAGACUUCAUACGACGACGGGAGUCGAUUUGAAAUUUUCACAUGUCAGGAAGCCAGCCAUGCGAGGAUCGAGGGGCUGGCGUUUCGGGCCAACUUGAACAUCACAGUUUUGGGCACCUCGCCGUCUUUUCUCUCAAUCUGCGCAACAAUCCGUGAGUUGUGGUCGUGCUUUUCGUCUCUAGCGUUCAUCUUGUGGCGGUCGAGCCAAGAGAGAAUUAAGGAUGCAGAUAGCGGGCCAGAAGAGUGGUCUGAAGAAGAAGGUGGGCUGUCUGAAGGGCACGAGGAUGACGAGGAGGGUUCUGUCAAAGCCGCGGGAGAGAAAGGGAAUAGCGUGAGCGAUAAGGAGGGUGAUGUGAAUAAUGGGGACGUAGGAGAGGAUGAAGCAGAGGAUGAGAUGGAUGACAGCUCGGUCCUUGCCGCGCCCGUCGACAAAGGCCACGGAGCUCGAAGCAGCCCAGAGACUUUUCUUUGA